GCGGUGGAUUUGAAGUCAGGAAUGAUCGUGGGGACGGAGACCAUGCUCCGGGGGAACGAGUCGUAAUGGAAGCUGGAGACGCAAUGUGUUGAGAAACUGCUACAUCGGUUGAAGGACGAGAAGAACCUCAUAAUCGCAGAGGUUGUGCAUGAUGAUUGUGGCGCGGUUGACGUCAUAUUGCGGCGAAUGAACAUUUGCUCUCAAAAGUGUAUGUGGCAUAAGGCGAAGACUUUGGUCAAACGCUUGCAAGAGGCUGUGCGCGGCACGAAGACUGUCAAACCAGCUGUAUUCGGGGCUUGCGAGCAUGUGCGCGAGGUGAAGUGUUUCACAAAGAAGGAGCUCGAACUUUGGCUCAAAUUGAAAUGUGUACAUGUGGCAGGGGUGUCCACGAGAAAAAAGGAUGAACUCGUUGAGAUUGUUUGGGGCGUGCUCUUCCUUGACGAAGCAGGAAAGCAUUGCCAGAUGAUGUUGUCGAGAUCGACGCGUUGCAAACACUGCAUUGCAAUGCGGCGGAGGAGGCGAAGGAGUGACGAUGGCGAUGUGUUGGCCACGCAUGUGCAACACCUCGCCGAUCAUUGGGCCGGGGAUCAUUCCUGUUGCGAUAAGGAGUUGUCCAACCUGUGCAAAGCGGCUGGGGUCCGGACAGGGAUCCAUUGUACGAGGCGGGGGGGCAUGUUCAUUUCGUCGUCGCGCGCUAUCUUCAACAGUUCGCUUCGAAUACGAUGUGCGAGGAUGACCUUCAACAACGAGUGCUUCCACUCCGUGAUCAACAAGUACGCAACGAAACGCUUGAACUUCCCCAAGUCGUAUGAGGCGCGCGUGUGUUGCACCGCUUUGGAGUGGAACAAAAACAAACGAAGCAGGCGAUUGCGAACGGUCUUCCGCAAACCUACAAACGUAACCCAUCGACGUCAUUCCGCACGACAACAUAUAUACGCCGCACGGGAUACGUCGUGGCGCUUCGACAUUGCAACUGCAGUUUUUGGCAGCCCUCAGGUCGGAGAUUGGGCACGUAACAUGUUGCAGCAAUCGGACGUCGACGACCCAGUUAUUGAGCAUUAUGAUGAGGAAGCCGAUUAUGGACUCCAUGAUGCCGUUGAGAGUGCGGUGGAGGGUGUUGUGGCCGAAGGUGACGAUGUUUACGUUGAGGCGGGAAACGAAAGUGCUUCAGAUGACGAAAAGUCGUCUUCCGACUCCGACACCGAUGGUGCCGCUCACCGCCUCGACUUUGACGGCCCCGUUCUUUCACAGGUGGUGUCCGUUGCGCAGGAGUGAUAGUGUCACGUACUACAUCGAUGCCCAUUGUCGUCGUCAUAAUCAUUAGAAUGUUAUGUCCUCGAUUUGAACUGGUGGUGAAAACUGGUUGUGAGAACAGGUUGUGAGAACUGGUUGUAAUUUUCAACUGGCUGUGAUAACUGGUUGUUCGAACUGGUUGUGAUAACUGGUUGUAAUUUUAAACUGGUUGUGAUAACUGAUUGUGAUAACUGGUUGUUCGAACUUGUUGCGAGAACUGGUUGUAAUUUUGAACUGGUUGUUCGAACUUGUUAUUCGAACUGGUUGUGAGAACUGGUUGUGAGAGUUGUUUUUCAUGUAUACUAAUUGUAUAUAUGUUUUGUGUACACUUUGUGAUAACCGGUUCUGAAUAUAUAUAUAUAUAGAGAGAGAGAGAAAGAGAGAGAGAGAAAUAUCAUAUGUAGAUAUGUGUCCAUGUGGCAAAAUUGAUAAAUGCAAAACAAUACG
Molecule: messenger RNA, 1740 nt
Organism: Chara braunii
Lineage: Eukaryota; Viridiplantae; Streptophyta; Charophyceae; Charales; Characeae
Source: the annotation of a GenBank genome assembly